Messenger RNA from Tachyglossus aculeatus (Australian echidna), 3010 nucleotides. It is a transcript of the gene ZNF202, whose product is annotated as zinc finger protein 202. Gene Ontology annotation, biological process: regulation of transcription by RNA polymerase II. The record is from RefSeq and is a predicted model, not a curated record. The transcript is spliced from 6 exons. Gene Ontology annotation, molecular function: RNA polymerase II cis-regulatory region sequence-specific DNA binding; DNA-binding transcription factor activity, RNA polymerase II-specific. NCBI's taxonomy places the organism in Eukaryota, Metazoa, Chordata, Mammalia, Monotremata, Tachyglossidae. The coding region runs from base 116 to 1882 and encodes 588 amino acids.
CCCCAGCACUGAGAAUAGUGCUUUGCACAGACGCCCUCAGGACAGGGGCUUGCCAGCAUCCGGCUGAUGGAGGCUUGAGUCCCGGCCGGAGGGAGGCCGCUUCCCGAGCCCCGAGAUGGCCACCGCCGCCCUGGGACCACCACCGGCCCCCUCUCCGUGGGAGCCGGAGGGGAUCCCGCCGUUGAAGCCGGAGGAGGACCCGGGGCCGGGGGCCUCUUCCCAGCCCUUCCGGCGUUUCCGCUACCAGGAGGCGGCGGGGCCCCGGGAGGCCCUGAGCCGGCUGCGGGAGCUGUGCCGCCAGUGGCUGCGGCCCGAGCGGAGGACCAAGGAGCAGAUCCUGGAGCUGCUCGUGCUGGACCAGUUCCUCAGCGUCCUGCCCGGGGACACCCAGCGCUGGGUGCGGGAGCGGCGGCCGCGCAGCGGCGAGGAGGCCGUCGCGCUGCUCGAGGGUUUGCAGAAGGAGCCCAGGAGACCAAGGCGGUGGGUGACGAUCCAAGUGGAAGACCGAGAAGUGCUGUCUGAAGAGACGGGGAUGGCGGGGGCCGGGUCGGAGUCCUCGAGUCGCCAGCCGGAGGAGGAGGAAGAGGAGGAGGGCCCGCAGAGCCCGGAUCCGGACGUCCUGGGUUCCACGAGUCCCCGCUGCGUUAAGGAGCCUGAGCGGGGCCGGUCCGUGAGCCCCUUCUCUCCGGCCCCCGAACCUCCAGAGCUUCCCGCCCCCCAGGACGCGGCUCUUCCCGAGGAGGGCGGCGGCAGCGGAGACCAGGAGAUGGUGGCCCUCCUGACUGCCAUUACCCAGGGGCUGGCGACGUUCAAGGACGUGGCCCUGUGCUUCUCCCGGGAGCAGUGGGGCCACCUGGACCCCUCGCAGAAGGAUUUCUACGGCGAAUACGUCCCGCGGGAGGGCUGCGGGAUCGUGGUGUCGCUGUCGUUUCCGAUCCCCAGGCUGGAUGAGAUCCCCCCGAUGGAAGGAGAGGAGGAGGAGGAGGAGGUGGAGGAGAUCCAGGCCCCGGGACUCCAGGACUCGGAGGAGUCGGAGAUCCUGACUUUCGCCUACCCAGGAGACGGAAGCGAGGACGAGGAGCCGGCCGGCCCGGCGGCGCUGCCCGGGACGGUGCUGGGGGGUUGGGACCGGGCCCGGCAGAGCCCCGACGGAGAGGUGUUCCCCGAGGAGGCGGAGGAGGCCGGCGGCUGGCCCCCGUCGCUGUCCGAGGCCCUGGGGCUGCACACGCUGCCGCUGCUGGGGCGGCCGCACGACUGCCCGCGCUGCGGGAAGGCCUUCGGCUGCAGCUCGCACCUGGAGCGCCAUUUGCGGACCCACGCCCGGGAGAGGCCCUACGGCUGUCCAGACUGCGGCAAGAGCUACACCCGCGGCGCCCACCUGGCCCGGCACCGCAAGACGCACGCGGCCGAGCCCCCGGCCGGCUCCCCGCCGGCCCCCAGGCCCUACUUCUGCGGGCAGUGCGGCAAGAGGUUCCGCUGGACCUCCGACCUGGUGCGGCAUCAGCGGACGCACACGGGCGAGAAGCCGUUCCGCUGCGAGGUCUGCGGGAAGCGCUUCGGCCAGAAGUCCGUGCUCACCACCCACCGGCGCAUCCACCUGGACCGGGGGCCGGGCCGCCCCCGGGGGGGCCGUCACCUCUGCGCGGAGGGCUUCGACCCCAGCCGGGCUCUCGCCGCCCACCUGCGCGUCCUCGCCGGGGACGGCCAGUCCUGCCGCUGUGCCCAGUGCGGGAGGAGCUUCGGCCGCCGGGAUCACCUGGUGCGGCAUCAGCGAACCCACACCGGGGAGAAGCCCUACAAGUGCCCCACGUGCGGCAAGGGCUUCGCCCGCGGUUACCACCUCCUCCGGCACCAGAGGACCCACUCCGAGAAGCGACUCUAGCGAGGGCCGGGUGAACCUGCCGUGCCCAGACGGUUGCCCUCCCCGCCCUCCGCCACCCCCGGCCGGGUCGAGGAGGAGACCGGGGGCUUGGCGGUCGUCAAGCCGUCGCCCUGCCUGCGCCCCCAGGAUUAGGAGUCUGCCACGGGGGGUACCCCCGCCCCCGUGGGUGGGAGGGGCGGGAGGUGAAGGGAGCCGCACUACCCGGUUUGGUGACUCCGGGACCGCGGAUGAGCCCUGCGGCCCCGGGAAAGCGAGAAGUCACGAGGCUGGGGAGGGGAACGAUGAAGCCCGGGGUGAGCCGCCUCUCCCCACACCGUUGUUCCCCUCUCAGGGAGGGCUGGGCUCCAGGGGCAGGCCAGAGCCUCCGAUUCCCAUCCCCAGUCCCUCGGGCACCGUGGCAUCAGUUCACGGGGGGCUGUGGCCACUUGGGAAGGAUCCCGGACCCCCGCGCCAGCCCGACGCCUUCAUCGGGCACCUGGGGGGUGUUGGAGGGCAGCUGCUUCUGGCUGUGGCCGGCUGGGGUGUCCGAAAUAGAAAUCUUGGGACCGCGAUGCCCCGCGGCGGCCUCCCAUUCUGGCCCCACCGCACUGUUUCCAACGCCCGAGGGUGGGGGAGGGCGUUUUCCAGAGCCCCGUCUCUGGCCGGAAUCUGGGGGGUGGAAGGGACAGCGGGGUGGGGCAGGAUUGGCACGAUAGGGGGGAUUGGUGCAUUUUCUUGUCUUCUCUCUGGUCCCUUUGUCCCGGUAUGUGGAAGACUGGCCCGGGUUGCCGUAGAGACAAGGCCGACAGUUACCAGGGCAACCAUAUUGCCUCCCCCGGUUGGACCGGCGAAUGUCUAGGAGAUGGGGACCGGCGAAUGUCUAGGAGAUGGUCUCUCCCCCACCCACCCCAUGAUGGGCUGCGGGAUUUGGGGACAGGGCGGUCAUGGCUACUUUGUUCCACCUACAAAGCACUCUUCCCCACCGCAGGCCGGGGCUCCCCUGCCCCUUCCACCAAGGAUAGCUGUUUGGGGGGCCUCAGGGGCCAGUUUGAUUUCUGGGUUUGCCCCCAUCCAAUCUCUCCCCUCCCUCCCCACCGCCUUCUGCCCCAGAAACCAGACGCGUUUGUAAUAAAGCGGGAUAGCGGCAAC